Molecule: messenger RNA, 2643 nt
Organism: Exophiala dermatitidis NIH/UT8656
Lineage: Eukaryota; Fungi; Ascomycota; Eurotiomycetes; Chaetothyriales; Herpotrichiellaceae
Exons: 4
Coding region: 169-1299 (376 amino acids)
Molecular function (GO): hydrolase activity
Source: RefSeq, a predicted model, not a curated record
UCCAGAAGUCGGGUCUGCAGGCUCGAAGAGGGCUGAGUGAACCGGUCCAGAGACGUUGUCCGGAGGGAAUACGUCUCCACUCCUCUGCUGCUCUGCAAUAUACAAAGUUCCGUUGUCGACCUGGGUUGAAAUUCAUGGCAACAGGUGGGAAUAUUCUUCGUGACAAUCAUGGCUCCGCAUAGUACGGUUGAGGACGCAGCCAGCCUGCAGACCUUGAGCAUUGACAGCAAGGAUGGCCUGUCUCCACGGGAGAAGGUGUUCGUCUACCAGCACCUUCCCCAAAUAUCGGACACGAUGAUAGAGUCGUACGACCGAGAUUUUGUCCAGGUCAUGCAGGGGAUGGAUAUCAAGUGGGAGAAGAUGCCAUCACCAUUAGACUUCCAAGCCUGGAGAGAGUACGAUCGAACCGAGUACCACAACUACGAUCGUGAGGUGCACUGCAAGCGGACGCGCACCAAAGUCCCAGUCACGGUUACGAAAGUGCUCGUGUCGUAUGGAGAGAAUAACGAAUUUGGUAUCCAUGUGUUUGAGCCACAGCACGAGGAUGCAGGAGCUCGCCCGGCCGUUCUCAUGUACCAUGGCGGAGGAUGGUCGCAUGGCGACCCCAAUAUUGACGCAGAAUUGUCGAAAUUCUUCGCUAGUGAACUUCGCGCAGUUGUUUUCGGGGUUGACUACCGGCUUGCCCCGGAGCACAAUAUCCUCACCAUUCAUGAAGACGCAUAUCAAGCUCUUGAAUGGGUGAUCAAGAAUGCCGAGAAGUACAGCAUUGACUCCGGCCGCAUAGCACUCUGGGGUUGUUCAGCUGGCGGGCAUCUCGCUGCCACUGUGGCCAUGCGUGACGCAAAGGAGCACAAUCCUUCCAGACUUUCGCAGGUCAAUCUUGUUGUGCCAGCAUUGUGCCACAUAGAUGCAUACGAUGAGGUGCUCAAGGCAGUUGUGCUAGCCAAGUUAAAGGUGUAUGUUCCGACCCAGCAGGAUGAAGCCAUACAGUUUCUCAGAUAUGUUUUCGCUGUCAUGGCUCAAGCUCUGCCGCCCGAUCAUCCGGUUGUCUCGCCAUUGUGCCAUCCAGAUCCUCUGCCGGAGCACCACGCUCCGACCCAUUUUUCCGUUGCCGGAUGUGAUAUCCUGCUCCACGAAGGGAUCGCAUAUGCAACCAAAUUGCGCAAUGCUGGUAUUGACACCAUGGUCGAGGUCCUUCCGGGAGUCCCGCAUGGGUUUACCAUGGCGGUCAAGGCAAAGGCCACCUUGAACUGGACGAGAAACCAAGUCAGGGUGCUGGAAGCCGGUCUCCGGAAGUGAGUCAUGCUGUGCACUUGAUGAUUGCAUACCUGGCCGGGCAACAAUAUUUAUUGGGGGUUGUCAUGGUAGAGCCUUGCCACGGAACGCGCUCAGUUGAGACGUUCCAUUCUGUUCAGUGCUGUGAUGUUGAGAAGUUCUAUCACGACAUAGGAAAGACUUCCAGCUGGGCCCUAGAAUAGCUCUGUGACAAAUGUUCUUAUAUCCCAUACUCGUCGGCAAGCGCCACCCAAGCGUCCACAAUUUUGUCGACGUCGGCCUUUUUGAUAGGGAUGCGAUGACCGCCAUCCCACUCGACGAGCUCAGUUGUGCCAGGAGCACAAUAAUCUUGCACGAGUCUUCUGUGCAGAUGUAGACCUUCAUCCUUCAAUCCAUGCACGUGAAGUGUCGGUAUUCUCAGCUUCAUAUCGGGUCGUUCCAGAAUACUGUCUAGAUCGGCCGCAUCUGGCAGCCCGCCCGCCGACUGCAUCCAAGGGAAACUCUCGGCUUCUUCGUUGAGGCUCACUAGCGGCGCGCGUCCUGCUAGAAUAACUGCGAACUUCCACGGACCAGGCUUCCCUUGCAGCUGCUGCUCGUAGAGCAAACUCGCGGCCAGCUUGGCACCUUGGCUGAACCCGAGGACACCGACCCAUUCACCCGUGCCUUCGUCGGAUUCCAUAGCUCGCUCGAUGGUGUACUCAAUCUCGUAGGCGCAAGCUGCGGGAUCGAUUUCAGGAUGCGUGUCAAGCCACCUCGACCACCUUCGAAACGGUCCCCAAUCUGAAUACACCGGGUAGACGCCAACUCCUUCGUCGCAAAAGAAAGGUGCAUCGACAAACACAAACCGAAAUCGGUUUUUGAGUUUCUCGUGAUUGAGGAAAGCCCGAAACUGUGCUCGAAAGAUGGCGGCAUUGACACCUCCGCCGUGCAGGCAGAGGACCCGGGGCAGGUUUAAAGUUGGAUUGGGAGAAGCCAUACUCACUGGCCUUCCUCAGGACGGUGACAAGCGGAAGGCCGUGGUAUUGUUAUUCUUGUAGCUGUGGAGUUGGCACGAGACUUGAGGCCAGAAUUCCUUCGAUGCUAGUACCCCGAGGCACCACGGUUCUUUCGACUUUCAAGACAAUGCGGGAGGCCAAUCUAUAAGUUGUAUGUAGUGACAGGCAAGAAGGAAAAAGAAACGAACUCAUCUGCUUGGAGAAGAAGGACCGCUGAGCUCAAAAAACAGGCGGAUAAAUUACCUGGUAAUUGGGGCUUCAGUUGAUGUUAAUAAGUAAGGCUGGAACUACAAAUGCUCGGCUGCCUCAGGGUCCUCCCCAUCCGUCACGGCCCGUCAGCGAAAUAUAAAAAUAGCCAUACUGUAAGGCUACC